Molecule: messenger RNA, 1914 nt
Organism: Neolamprologus brichardi
Lineage: Eukaryota; Metazoa; Chordata; Actinopteri; Cichliformes; Cichlidae
Source: RefSeq, a predicted model, not a curated record
GGAAACAUUAAUCCUAAAUAUCGAUCAAAACUAGCUGCCAUUCGUCUACUUGCCAUUGCAAAAAAGAGUGCGCUUUCUGAAUGUGGUGUAGAUGGAAUCUUGCAAAGGCUGCAUGAGGACUUAGUGAAGCUAUAUAAUGGAGUUAAAAUUCAAACUGGAAAUGGUGAACGUGAAAUAUUUGGAGCAUUAGUUUCAUUAUGUGGAGACACUUUGGCGCAACAUGAGCUUUGCGGGUUUAAAGAGGGUGUUGGGUUUGCUCAUAGUAAAUGCAGGCAGUGUGAAUGUUCAUUUGAGGACAUGCAAAUUUAUUUUGAUGAGGAUAACUUUGAGGAACGGACAUUUGAACGACAUGUCCGGCAAUGUAGCGAAAUUGAGAAGGCCAACACAGAGUAUCUAAGAAGCAGCUUAAAAACAACAUAUGGAAUAAACAGAAGAAGCAAACUUAUUAAUUUCCCAGCAUUCAACUUGAUCCAACAAACACCCCAAGACAUGAUGCAUGUAAUUUUUGAAGGGAUUGCUCCAUUAGAAAUAAAGUGUGUGUUGAAACACUUAGUUCUUAUGGGAGAGCUAGACUUAGAUCUCUUCAAUGCUGCAAUGACUGGUUUCCCAUACUCUCCAGUUGAUAUUAGAGAUAAACCAAGUGUUAUUACCUACAGUACAUUAGCUUCCAGUGACAAUAAGUUGAAGCAGUCCUCGGGGCAAAUGAUUGUUCUUCUGAAAAUUUUGCCAUUUCUGAUUGAUGCAGCCAAAGGUACUGAACACUACGCAUUCAUUCUUGAACUCAUUGAGAUAGUUCAGAUUUUACUUGCUCCUGUCAUCAGUCUGCAGACAAUUAACAAGUUGAAAAUCCUCAUUGAACAGCACUUGAAUCACAUGAAAGCCCUUUUCCCAGAUAACAACAUCACACCAAAACAACAUUAUUUGAUUCAUACACCAAGCCAAAUUAAACGUUUGGGACCAAUGGUCCGUCAUAUGUGCAUGAGAUUUGAAUCGAAACAUUGCUUUUUCAAACAAUGGGCAUCAAAAAUAAAUUUUAAAAAUGUUUGCAAAUCUUUAAUAAAGCAUAAUCAAAUGUAUGAAUGUUGUCAGAAUGUGGAUAGUUUUGAUCACCCCAUUUUUUCCAAUGAAUGCACAUUAGGACCAACCUCAGAAGUAAGCAACAUGUCAUACUUAAAAGAAAAAAUGAGGGCCUUCCUUGGAAAUGAUGAAAUAAACCAUGCAGUGAGUGUUAAAUGGCUUAAUCUAAAUGGUAACAAAUACAUAAGGGAUAGGUCAUUAAUUGUUUGCGCUGUUGGUUCUAGUGGUUUACCUAUAUUUGGGCUUGUGAAAAAUAUCUAUGUGAUCAAUUCAUCAUUGUACUGUUUUGAAUUCCAGCAGCACAAUACCAUUUGUUAUGACAGAGAUUACAUGUCAUAUAAGAUAGAGAUUCCAAACAUGGCACAAGCAACGGAACUGAUAUCUGCUGAUAAUCUUAUAGAUUUCACUCCAUAUUACAGUUUCACACACAAAGAUAUGACAUAUGCAGUCAUGAAAUAUUACCUGUGUGAUGUAAUUGGACUACACAUGAGUUCAACAGAUGUUUUAUAAAAGGUACACUGCUUUACAUGCAUGAACUGUAUUAUCAGGUUAUUGUUUUGGACAGUUUUGUUGUUGAGUUUUCUAUCAAAUCUGACAGUUGAAUGUGAUUGUAGCAUUGCCACAGUGAAGAUAUGUGUACUGAUACUUGUCUGAUGCUGAUCUAUUAAUCUGUUUGACCUGGCCUAAAGUGAAUGAGUUAUGCUGUUUCUGUUUUUCAAAUGGGUCUGUAUUUGAUGUUUAUCAUGUGCUUUUAGUUCCAGCUUUUGUGCAUGUUGUGUCAAACUUGACAGCAGUUUUAUUACACUUUAGUGUCAAUAAAUAAAUUUCUUAAACUGA